Lytechinus pictus (painted urchin) is the source of this 4433-nucleotide messenger RNA. Its product is annotated as corepressor interacting with RBPJ 1-like. The transcript has 4 exons. The record is from RefSeq and is a predicted model, not a curated record. NCBI's taxonomy places the organism in Eukaryota, Metazoa, Echinodermata, Echinoidea, Temnopleuroida, Toxopneustidae. Bases 232 to 1167 code for a protein of 311 amino acids.
AGUGGAGUCUUUCUUCAGUAGAUGAUGCACAUGUACAGUUGGAUAGUGAUUCAGUAGAUUAAGGAAAAGAAGAAAAACUGUCUUAUUCUGAAAGGUUGGGUAUUUGCCAGGUUUCAUGGUUACCUAAUCCAUCAUCAUCUCCACCAUUAGCAGUCCACUCAUCUCACCAUCAUUCCUGUAAUCCAUCUGGUUACCAUGGUAAUAAUCAGCAUGUGAUGUAAUAUAUGUCCGAUGGGGCAAGUGUGCCCAGCCAGUACUCCAUCCCAGCAGUAUGUACCUACUAACUGCCAAGGUGUCUCCACCAGUACAACCUAUGUAAAGAGAAAGAUUGAGACGAAUCAGCCAUGUGUGGAAUCCCGACUGAUAUCACGAGGGGCGUCGUGUACUCAAGAUGAUAUAAGACGCUCACUUAGGAAGGAGAAAGAAUUGCAGAAAACGUCCCUAAGAUCCAGCAAUAUAUCAGAGGGCAAUAAAGAUGAUGAAUGUCUGCAUCCCAAGCACAGGCAUUCAUCACGAUCCAUUCAGAAUCCAAGCAUUGAAAGACAUAGACCUGAUGGUCAAGACUCACUCAGGAACAAAGAACAUCGGGAGAAAGACAGGAAAGGAAAGAAACAUCGGCAUCACAAGCAUGGGCAUGAUGAUGCCCUCCAAGUAAUCCGAGAUGAAUUUGAACAGUUUGAGCGCACACAUCAUCAUGAAGCACAAAGAAACCAUCAAUACCAUAAAACGCAUUUACUUCAUCAAAAAGGUGCAGUAUUACAUGUAGAGUCACAUGUUGUAGCCAAGCAAGAAGUGUCAACAAGACAACAAAAUAAGCAUGAUCCCCAACAUCAUCAACAUGAUAAGGUUGUUCGGCAAGAGAAUGAAUUCAAAAUUGCCGAAGUGAACAGAAAAGAGCGUGAUAAAUUCAGACAUAGUCCUCAUGUUGCGUACAGCUCCCAGAAUGAACAUAAUGCCAAAAUUAGUGCAAGAAAGAACCAUCUGCCAAACAAUAGUCAGAGCAUAAGGUCUUCUGAGAAAUUGCAGAAAGAAUGGUCUAACAGAAUGGAGGCAGAUUCUUCAAGAAGUUCUAUGAAAACAAAACAAAAAGAGAAAUCAGCUAGAGGGUCACAAAGAACAAGAAAACUAGAAGAUCCUGUUUAUAGUUUACCUCCCAUUAUCAAGUAAUUAAAAAGCACAAAUAUAUUACCUUGAAAGUAGUAUGCUUUGAUCAUCGGUUAAUUUGCAUUAUUCAUAUUACAACUCAAAAGAUACAUCUAUGAGGUAUUAAAGGUCAAGUCUACCCCAGAAAAAUGAGAAGAAAAAAAAAAAAAAAUUUCACAUAAUGAUAUGCAAAAUAAAUAAUGAGUGGGUGAUGUCAUCAUUCCCCUUAAUUUGCAUAUCGACCAGGAUGUGCAUAUAAUUGUUUUGUAAAAUUAAAUGAAACUUUAAAAUUGUGUAACUUUGUUAUCGACAUCAGAUUUUGAUGAAAAUUUCAGUUUUGUGCUUCUUUUAUUUUUUUUUAUUUUUAUUCAAAUCAACUUUUAGUUGGGGUGUACUUGCCCUUUAAGGGUUAUGAUAAAAAAUUAUAUUUGUCAGACUAAAGUAAAGGAGGACUGAGACAGUAUUGAAGACAGCUAUCUUCAUCAGAAAAGAGUUCACAUUAAAAAUACAUUUGCUGCACACUAAUUGAUCCAACUAGAUGUAAUUUUUUAUAAACAGAUUGGAGUUUUUCAUUUUGGAAAUUCAAGUAUUCUACUUUGAUGCAAGCCUUGUGAUCAGAUUAAAGUCCAAAUGGACUUCAAGUUGCAGAUGAUGUCAUGACGAUUUGGAAUUGAUUUUGCUUUUAAUCUUAAAAGGAGUCUGGAAAUAGACUGGAAUUUCAAUUUUAAUAUCCAUACCAUUAUUCAGUACUUUGAUCAUUAAGUUUUUAUAGGUUGGAAACUUGGAAUGUUCAUAUCAAAUGUAAUGACCAUUUCUUUGAAAAUUGGAUCACAACAGAUCUAAAGUCCUUCCACUUCUUUGAUUUCUUGGCUAAAGAAAAAUUGCUGAAUUCACUUACUUCCACCAUGAUUAGCAGGACAUUUGAGUGUGUAUGAAAAGUUAGAUUUUGUUCACAUCCAUCUCUUGCAACACUUUAAAAACUGUAAUAAUUCAGAAAAAGGUACUAGAAGUUUAUGAUUACAGUUGCCAUACUAUAGUCUUAGUGUAAUUGAAUUAUUGCUGGGUUUUUUUUUCCUCACUUUUUUUUUUCAUUUCAUUUUUAAAAAUGGGGUCCAGUGUAAUUGCAAAAUAGUGAUUGAAUUCAGGGAAAUUCCAUAAGACAAUCAUCCCUUUGGUAUGCCCAACCCUUAUUUUUCUAAUUGCUCUUUGUGAACUGCUUGUUUCUAAUGAUAAUUUUAGAGCAUUACAGCUUUUCAUAUGAACAAGAAAGUAGGGACAAGCCAUUUCUAGGUCACACAUACAGGGGUUGAGAGGGUUGGAGGUACAUAGUUUAUGGAAUUGCCCUUCAUUAUUGUUAUGAGCUGUGACAAGAUGAACUUUUCCAAGUGUUUUACACACCAAAGACUAAGAAAAUUAUUUGUAAUUUAAUGCUGAAAUUCAAAUCCCAGUACAAUCAUUAUGCAAUAUAUACAUGUAUGUCCUUCACUGUAUGUAAAAAUGUAUUCAAUUUUCAUGCAUAUAACUACAUAUAUCAAGGAAUUUGAUAUUAAAUAUAUAUGUGAAUGUUUUCCACAACUGAAAUUUAAUUUCAAUCAUAUUUCUGUUCAUAAUUACAUAUCACAGAAACUGAAAUUCAUUUAAUUUAAAUUCCAUCCUUUCAAUACUUAUUAAGAUAUUUAUUUUAUUUGAUAUAAAUAUUAAGUAUUAAUAUCAAGGGAUAUUUAUAAACCAUCAAACUAACAGUGUUUAUUACUAGCCAUUCUUGCCCACUAUAAAGAAUUAUGUUCAUUUAUCAGUUCAUGUACAUACAGAUUCAUGUAUCUUACCAACUUUAUUGCAACAAAACAUGGUAUUAAUUGUUGUGUUAUAAUUUUGUGGUAUUUUACUUGAUUUUUAAAAUAUUGAUCCUAAGGUUUGUAUUGUUUCAAUAAACUACAGUGUAGCAAGUAGUUUCCCAAAACAUCACACUGACCACUUUAGACAAGCUGAAGAUUUUUUUACUUGUACUUCUCAAAACAUGUCAGAAACAAAUAUAAACAAAAAAUGAGCUGAAUAAGAGGGCAUGAUAGAUUUGACACUCUGCUUGUGUUUUUUUUUUUUUUUUUAAUUCUUACGUUUUGUGAAUAGCAAGUAAAUAAGCUUCAAUCUGUAAUUAGUGUUAUGCUAAAAUUCCAUUAAAUUCAACCAUCAAAAAUAUUUUGUGGUACUACCAUUCAUCUUAUCAGUAGCUUCACAGUUUUUCACUUUAUGUAGGCCUAUAUAAAUUUAGGAAGAUAGAUGCAAUAAUGCUCACAGUUUGCUACAUAUUUUAGCUAAAUUAUUUGUUCUUGCUAUUGAUAGAUGACUGUAGAUGUUUGUAUAUACAAUGUCAGUGUAAAUUCUUUUUAGCCUCUUAUUAAGCCAAAUAUUAAAUGGCUAUCCUGCCAGUCACAGAUGGUGAAUUUGAUUUGGAAAAAAAAGGUUUAUUAAAAUCAAUUUUGAUAAGAAUUUCAUGUUUUAUCAAAAUCUUAUCAAAUUUUGACUUAAUAUAAGUAAAUACACAUGCAUUGCAUAAUAUAAUCUGAAACUUUGCUUCAACUUUGGCAAUGAAUAGACUUACUGAAGGUUGAAUAGUACUGCAGACUGCUAAAUCAUGAAAUGACAAUACAUGUCUCUUGAUCAUCAUUCCAUGUUGAUCUCCAAACUGGCAUUAUUUCAAUAUAGCAUAUAGUUUUAAAGAUAAUUUCCCUAUGUUUUGAAAAAAAAUAUCAAAUUUAUUCCUUAUCUUUAAAGGUACAGCUCAAGAUAUAUCACUGAAAAUAUCACAUUUUUAUUUCACAAAAAUAUAACAUAAAAAUAGACCUCAUGAUGAAUAUAUUGCCUUUUAUGUAUGAAGCAUCUGAAUUGAUCAAGCUUUUUCAAUCUUAGCCAAAUUAUACCCUUUAAUUGAAUAUAUGUAAACAAGACCCAGAUGUGGUGUGUAUAAUGUCAUCUCUUAGAGCAGUUAAAUGUGCAUAUAUUGAGUGCUUUUACUCCAGUCGUGCAUUGCAAAAUACAUGUGCUUCAAAGAGCAAGGAAACUUUGGCUAGUAAUAUUUAUGAUGUAUGUACUUGUGAGAAAUGGCCGAAUCUCAUGUAAAAGAUUUAUGUUGAGUGUACUAAAUACUUCUUACUACUGUACAUAAAACAUUUUUAUGUAUAAUAUUUGAAAUUGGAGUUUGUCAGACCAGCACUUUUUAAUGACAUUCUUACAUUAAAAAGCAUUCGCACUUCCAUUUGCAAUAAAUUUCAGUCAUUAAGAUAUAAUUGUAA